CUGCUCAUUGCCAAUCCAAUCUGACGGGUUCACGAGCCGCCUCUCAGUGUUCUAGGUCAUAACAAGGGUUACCUCUUUUAGGAUGUGGCGAGGUCAAAGCUGUACGUGCAUGCCGGGAAAGUAACCUUGUAGCUGUCGUUCAUGCUCAUUGCGUACAUAUAGGAGGCUAGGUCCACCUAUUCGAGCCCCUUCGCCCCUUGGGCAUAUUCAUGCAGCGGACUCGGGAAGCAGAUUCAUUCCAUGACAGCAGAAACGAUACCCAUCGAAAAUGGACAACAAGUCGGCGUUCUGGUGACUUCUUCAAUCUCCAUCCUAAUAGUCAUAGUCGCUGUGGGUCUGCGGAUCGUCGCCAAAAAGAUCGGAAACAGGAUUGAUUAUAGUGACUAUUGUAUUGUCGCCGCCGCACUAUGGAAUACUGCAAUGCACGCGUGCUGCAUCUCACUAGUCACAUAUGGCGGUUUUGGGUUCCACACAACAGAGAUCUACCAACGUUUUGGACCUGAGACGGCAACGUUCUUCUUCAAGGGGAUAAUGUCCUUUUCGAUACUGUGGAAUGCCACUGUGUGUUUCAGCAAACUAUCGAUUCUAUCAAUGUAUGCUGCACUUAUACCAAUGUCAUCUAUGUUGCAAUGGGCCCGUAUUCUCGGCGCUCUGGUGGUAACGUGGAACAUCGCCAACAUACUCGCUGCUUUCCUGAUAUGCCGACCGCUCUCAAAAAACUGGAACUUCGCAUUGCCGGGGACUUGCGGAAGUCAACCGUCUUUUUACUUCUCAAUGGGGAUCGUCAAUCUCAUCACAGAUGCUGUGAUCAUCGCAUUGCCCAUGCCAUAUCUGUACAAAUUACGAAUAGCCUGGCGCAGGAAGCUAGCUGUGAUGGCUUUACUCAGCAUUGGAGUUGGAACCUGGGCCAUCACCAUAUACCGACAAACAUUGCUACCCAAUCUAGACUUCACGGAUAUGACAUACGAAGGUGUGCUCGCGACAAUACUUUCUGGGCUCGAGCCUGCUGUCGCAAUCGUUCUGGCGUGCAUUCCGCUCAUGCGUCCUUUGUUCAGUAAAACAAGGAACACCGCCAACUCCAGCUUCUCCUACGGAAGUAGCACGCAUACCAGUCUUUUCUCGAAGAAAGGAGGCAAGGUACCUGAUCUCGAUCCGACUGCCACGUUCUCGGAACUGAUGGACGACAACGAUGCUUCUUCACAAAUCGAGCUACAGCCUAUCAAGACUUCGCAAAUAGUUCGUGUCUCAUCUGUAUGUAGUCAUCACAAGCAAGUACCAGCCAACUUAAAUCACGCCAUCACGGUCGAGACAAGGUGGGAAGUGAGAAGAGAAUGAUCUGGAGGCGCCUACAUGCGACGUUAGUAUUUCGUUUUGGAUUGUCAGCUUUGCUUUUG
Alternaria alternata is the source of this 1394-nucleotide messenger RNA. RefSeq lists its product as hypothetical. The record is from RefSeq and is a predicted model, not a curated record. The coding region runs from base 241 to 1335 and encodes 364 amino acids. NCBI's taxonomy places the organism in Eukaryota, Fungi, Ascomycota, Dothideomycetes, Pleosporales, Pleosporaceae. The transcript is spliced from 4 exons.